This is a messenger RNA of Hippopotamus amphibius kiboko, 4340 nucleotides long. RefSeq names its product transmembrane protein 30A (gene CDC50A). The coding region runs from base 54 to 1139 and encodes 361 amino acids. Gene Ontology annotation, biological process: phospholipid translocation. Lineage: Eukaryota; Metazoa; Chordata; Mammalia; Artiodactyla; Hippopotamidae. The record is from RefSeq and is a predicted model, not a curated record. The transcript is spliced from 7 exons. Gene Ontology annotation, cellular component: endoplasmic reticulum; Golgi apparatus; plasma membrane.
CGGGUCCCUAGGGCGGUCCACCUGCGCGUCGGGGAGCCGCGCCCUGGGGGUCGAUGGCGAUGAACUAUAACGCGAAGGAUGAAGUGGAUGGUGGGCCCCCGAUUGCUCCCGGGGGCACCGCUAAGAACCGGAGACCGGAUAACACGGCCUUCAAACAGCAGCGGCUGCCCGCUUGGCAGCCCAUCCUUACGGCUGGCACGGUGCUACCCACCUUCUUCAUCAUCGGCCUCAUCUUUAUCCCCAUUGGCAUCGGCAUCUUCGUCACCUCCAACAACAUCCGCGAGAUCGAGAUUGAUUAUACCGGAACAGAUCCUUCCAGUCCCUGCAAUAAAUGUUUGUCUCCAAAUGUGACACCUUGUAUUUGUACCAUUAACUUCACACUGGAACAGUCAUUUGAGGGCAAUGUGUUUAUGUAUUAUGGACUGUCUAAUUUCUAUCAAAACCAUCGUCGUUAUGUGAAAUCUCGAGAUGAUAGUCAACUAAAUGGAGAUGCUCGUGCUUUACUUAAUCCCAGUAAGGAAUGUGAGCCUUAUCGAAGAAAUGAAGACAAACCAAUUGCUCCUUGUGGAGCUAUUGCCAACAGCAUGUUUAAUGAUACACUAGAAUUGUUUCUGGUUGGCAAUGAAUCUGAUCCUUCGCCUAUUCCUUUGAAAAAGAAAGGUAUUGCUUGGUGGACAGAUAAAAAUGUGAAAUUCAGAAAUCCCCCUGGAGACAUUCCCCUAGAAGAACGAUUCAAAGGCACAACAAAGCCAGUAAACUGGGUUAAGCAAGUAUAUAUGCUGGAUCUUGACGAAGAUAAUAAUGGGUUCAUAAAUGAGGAUUUUAUUGUUUGGAUGCGUACUGCAGCAUUACCUACUUUUCGUAAGUUAUAUCGUCUUAUAGAGCGGACAAAUGAUUUACAUCCAACAUUACCAGCUGGACGAUACUAUUUGAAUAUCACAUACAAUUACCCUGUACAUUCAUUUGAUGGACGGAAGCGGAUGAUCUUGAGCACUAUUUCAUGGAUGGGAGGAAAAAAUCCAUUUUUGGGGAUUGCUUACAUCGCAAUUGGAUCCAUUUCCUUCCUCCUGGGAGUUGUACUGCUAGUAAUUAAUCAUAAAUAUAGAAACAGUAGUAAUACUGCUGACAUAACCAUUUAAUUUUAUAUUCUGAAAACAAAUUUACUGCAUGUGCAUCAAGGCCAGUCCUGUUCAACCUAGCUUUCAAAUGCUGAUGUCUGGUUAGUAUGUCAUUUUUGAAAUUGGUACAUAACUUUUUUUCUUUUAAAGCAGUCUUUGUCCUUUGCUUCUUCCUUAUGGAUAACUUAUGAAAAUAUAUGACGGGUAUAAAACAAAUUAGCUAUAUUGAUCACAUCAACACUGUAACUGCUGAAGUGGCAUUCUGAUGUUUCCCUUUUGUUGGGACAGGCCGUAUGAUGCAUAGAGCCUCUUUCAUGUGAAAUGCGUCUGCUGCUUAAAUGUUUAUGCUGUGUUGAUAAUAUUAUAUUGAAAUGUGAUACUGUAUAUGUGUGCCUAUUGUGUGAAGAAAGGGGUUACAAGAUGUAUGAGUAUAAUAACUUGCUAACCUUUCAGGAUUCAGAGUUACAAAAGAAUGAAGAAAGACCAAAUCUAAAUAAAACACUUCAUCCUUUUCAUGUGUCGUGUGUAAAGGCUUAAAAUACCUUUAAGGUGUUGAGGUGGUUCAUGUAUUCAGUUUAUCCAGUAGUUCUUUGUCAAGCUUAGAUUUGAUUUCAAAGGAGAUGCUUACCUGUCUAGCAUAGGAAUUAAUGCUCAUGUCUGAGGAGGUCAGGUAGGUCUCAGGUAGGAGAAUUUAAAAUUCCUCUUUCCAUUUGGUUAAGAUGUUGCAGUCAGGAAACCCAUGUCACUUGAUGUUUUUACAUGUGAUCAUUUCCCUUGAAGCUUACACUUCAUAAGGGAUGCAAGAAUAUAGGUGAGAUGGGAAGACUUCUUGGCAGACCUUUAUCUUUUGCUUCAACUGUAAACCAGAUGUAAAUGUUCAAACGAAACUGUUUUCAUUCUUGUGGUAUUUAACAUUCAGAAAUUUGCAUCAGCAUUGGAAUUACCUCAAGCUGUUUUUAUUUUGCAGGUAAGUGUUUUGAUUUAAGUACUAAUAUUAUAUUGCAAAAAUUUUGGAAAACAGUAACCUUCAUUUCCUCUAUAUUUCAUUCAAUUUUUACAUAAAGGUCAGAUAUGAAUGUGUAUGCACAUUCUGUUUAGUUAAGGCACCAAUUGUUUUGGUUGGUUUUUCUAAGAUGUACUUUAAAAUGAAGUUCUUUAAAUUUCCUAAUUAAAUUCUGGAGAUUUUGGAGUAUGUACAUGAUAAGUUAUAAUAUAUAUGCUUGAAGUUAUUUUAUUUUCUAUUAACUGGAAUUAUUUUUAAUAUUCCUUGUUGAAUAAAUGCUGUAAUUUGUUUGCUAUGGAACUUAUUCUUGAAUGUGAACUUAUUUUUUCACAUGCAUGAAAUGUAUGUCUUAAUUAGAGGUGGCUUAAUUGCAUUGAAAUGGCUUUUUUUUAACUAAAAUAACUCAUGUGUUUGUAUAGAAAAAUGCCUGUUUGAAUCCAGAGUUUGUAAUGCUUUCCUUUGCUUAUAUUUUAAAUCAGAGUCUGGGUAAUGUAUCAAUUUUGAUUAAUAUAUGUUUUUUUAAAAACAAAAAACAAAAAAUAAUGUAAUGAUUAAUAGUAGAAAUGUGCCACACUUCUUAAGUUUUGUAUAAUAUGAGAUUCAGUUAAAAGAACUUGUAGUUCAUAAUGACUUUAACAGAUAGACUGUUCCUUGCAUGAGGUACUUAAUGUAUGAUUAUCCUGAAAUUUCUGAGUGCAUAGGGUAUUCUGUGUGUAAAAUUACUCUUUGUUUUGUCAGUCGUUCAGAAUAUGGUCAUUUAUUCUGAUAAUUGACCCUCUUGCACAUGGCAGUUUAUUUUCUGGGAUAUAUCAUUGGGGGAGAGGGCUUCUCCCAGUCUUUGCAGGUUGAGUUUCUGCUGGUUAAGAAGGACUGCCAUCCCGCAUCUCUUUUUCUAAUUGGGGGACCAGAGGCGCCACUACAGAAGAGCCCUUCCAACACUUUCUCAUCUAUGGUGAAGACGGAAUCUUAAAAUAUGUUUGGAGUUUUAUCUGUUUUACAAGUACAUUGAUGGUCUAAGUUCUCCCUUGUCUCCUGCCAUUUGAGCUGUAAGGGACUCCUGUUGCUAAAUAUGAAGGAUGUGGAGCAUUCAUAUGGCCUCUGUGACUGGGGGAAGGAAGACAUUUCUUGUGGGCUUUAUGCUCGUCUUUUGGAAACACUGAUGUCAUACUCAACUUUCAAAGACUCAUAUUGCAUUUUAAGACAGCCAGGUUAAGUAGAAGGAAUUGAAGAAUGCAUUAACUUGCAGGAAAUAUUUUGAUAUAAGAAGUUCCCAAUUGAAGGAAUUAUUUAAUAGGUAAAAGCUAAGAAAUUUCUUUGAAAUCAUAAAGCAGCUUAAAAAUAAAUUGGUAAAAAUAACUGUACUACCUAAUAGUUAUUCAACCGGGAGGAGAGUCAAGUGAAUAUUAGUUGUUUAUUGGUUAGUAACAGUAUUUGCAACCUUGAUUAUAUUGAAAGAUAACUUUCUGUUAGUAUGUUCUGUAUUAAUAAAAAUGAACAAAAUUAAUUUUGCUAUGUUUGUGUCUUGCUAAAAUAACAGUGCCCCAGUGUUGUUGCUAAUGUUUAGCACUAAAUUUUAGCCCAAGCUCAGUGAGUCCAGAUUUUAACAUUUCCAUGCCUAGAUUUGAUUGCCAUAUGUGUACGUAUUAAUCACCCUGACAGCAUUAACUGCAGGAUUUAUCUGUAUUACUGGGAAACAUCUGUUCUUACCAGGAAGUGGUCAGAUUGUAACCUCAGUUAUAGGCAGAUGGGCUAAAUUUGGUAUUAGGUCAAGGGAAAUUUCUGGUAACUAAGAAGUGAAUAACUGGUAGAGAGACAAGGAUGGUGAAAAUAAUGAAGUGGGUGGGAACAUAGGGAAUAAAGCGCUGGACCAGGAAGCAGGGCAGCUGAGCAGUAAGCUUAAUGACUGCUCUUCAGCCUGCUCACCUCCUGUCUUCAUGGAAACACUGCCUUAGAAUUAUCGUGUGGUCCUUGUUGGUUAAGCUGCAAAGUUCUGUUCUUUCCGAACGUGGUUAUUUUGAGGGGAGGGUGCAGGGAGUAAGGAAGUGCUGUUUCAAGAAGAAUUUGGUGCAUAACUGUUUGCGGUAGUAUUUGAAUAAUCUAGUAAAGUGUAUUAGAGCCUCUUUUUAGCCCGUGCCCCAUUCAAAACACAUAAAAAUCACAUUUCCCUAAUGUCAUUUGAAAUUCCAAAAUAAAUAUCAUAUCUAAAAUCAAAUCAGACC